This is a messenger RNA of Pteropus alecto (black flying fox), 669 nucleotides long. It is a transcript of the gene RBIS, whose product is annotated as chromosome unknown C8orf59 homolog. NCBI's taxonomy places the organism in Eukaryota, Metazoa, Chordata, Mammalia, Chiroptera, Pteropodidae. The transcript is spliced from 3 exons. The record is from RefSeq and is a predicted model, not a curated record. Gene Ontology annotation, cellular component: nucleolus. Gene Ontology annotation, biological process: ribosome biogenesis. Bases 30 to 332 code for a protein of 100 amino acids.
UUGAGCUCCUUUCCUUUCCUUCCUAGACAAUGGCCAAAAACAAAGUAAGAGGGCCGAAGGCCAGGAAUGUGUUUCACAUAGCCAGCCAGAAAAGCUUCAAGGUUAAGAGUAAAGCAAAACCGGUAACCACUAAGCUCAGGAAGAUAAACAUUGUGAAUGCCGAAAAAGUUAACAGAGUGAAUAAGGCUUUUAUAGAUAUACAAAAGGAGCUUGCAAACUUCUCAAAAGGCCUUUCCCUUGAACCUCCGCAGAAACAGCUGGUUCCUCAGCAGAGUCAUGAAGACAAACCAGUUAAUGUGGACGAAGCUACACGAUUAAUGGCUCAACUGUAACACACUGGUGAUGCAUCCGAUUCCCCCCAGCGACCAAGAAAUUCAAUGUUUUAUACAGUUUUAUUUUUAAAAAUCUGGUUAAUGUACAGGAAUUGGCACAUUUUAGAAACAAACUACACAAACAGAUCUUUCCUCCGGGCCAGGAAAGUGGAAUGUCAGAAGUCAACCGAAUGUGAGGAGCUUAAAGUGCUAACACAGAAGGCACUUCGCAGACCGCUCGCUGGAAGGUGACACAGCCUCGUCUCCCUCCUUCACUUUGAAGUGGCAGUGAACGUCCUCUGGAUUGGAGGACACAGAAUUCUGGACAGUUUUGUGGCAGUAAAAACAUAAGACAAGU